Messenger RNA from Fragaria vesca subsp. vesca, 2764 nucleotides. RefSeq names its product RNA polymerase-associated protein CTR9 homolog. Lineage: Eukaryota; Viridiplantae; Streptophyta; Magnoliopsida; Rosales; Rosaceae. Bases 1 to 2700 code for a protein of 899 amino acids. Gene Ontology annotation, molecular function: RNA polymerase II complex binding. The record is from RefSeq and is a predicted model, not a curated record. Gene Ontology annotation, biological process: regulation of DNA-templated transcription. Gene Ontology annotation, cellular component: Cdc73/Paf1 complex. The transcript is spliced from 20 exons.
AUGGCGUCAGUUUAUAUUCCGGUGCAGAAUUCCGAGGAGGAAGUUAGGGUUGCUCUCGAUCAGCUUCCCAGGGACGCUUCUGAUAUCCUUGAUAUUCUCAAGGCUGAGCAAGCUCCUCUCGAUCUCUGGCUCAUUAUCGCGAGAGAGUACUUCAAGCAAGGGAAGCUAGAACAGUUUCGACAGAUUUUGGAGGAAGGUUCGAGUCCUGAGAUUGAUGAGUAUUAUGCGGAUGUUCGAUACGAGAGGAUUGCUAUCUUGAAUGCGUUGGGAGCCUAUUACAGCUACCUUGGAAAGAUUGAGACCAAGCAGAGAGAAAAGGAGGAGCAUUUCAUAUUAGCGACACAGUUCUACAACAAAGCAUCGAGAAUCGACAUUCAUGAGCCUUCUACAUGGGUUGGGAAAGGUCAACUUUUACUGGCUAAGGGUGAAGUAGACCAGGCGUUCAAUGCGUUCAAGAUUGUAUUAGAUGGAGACCGUGAUAAUGUCCCUUCCCUUUUGGGUCAGGCAUGCGUUGAGUUUAAUCGUGGGCAAUUUUCUGAUUCAUUGGAGCUGUACAAGAGAGCCCUACAAGUGAAUCCUGAUUGUCCUGCGGCUGUGAGACUUGGCAUCGGUCUCUGUCGUUACAAAAUGGGUCAAUUUGAAAAAGCUUGGCAGGCAUUUCAUCGGGUUUUAGAGUUAGAUCCCGAAAAUGUUGAGGCUCUUGUUGCUCUUGCAAUUUUGGAUUUGCAUACCAAUGCAGCUGCUGGGAUAAGGAAAGGAAUGGAAAAAAUGCAGAGAGCUUUUGAGCUAUAUCCUUAUUGUGCAAUGGCCUUAAAUUAUCUGGCAAACCAUUUUUUCUACACUGGUCAGCACUUUUUAGUUGAGCAACUUACUGAGACCGCACUUGCUGUCACCAACCAUGGACCAACAAAGUCGCAUUCCUACUACAAUUUAGCACGAUCUUACCAUAGCAAGGGGGACUAUGAUAAGGCAGGAGUGUACUACAUGGCAUCCGUCAAGGAAAUCAGUAAACCCCAAGAAUUCAUAUUUCCUUACUAUGUUAACCUUGCAAGACUACUUGAGCAAUUACAUAACACUGAAACGGCAGCCAUAUUUUACCGUUUGAUUUUGUUCAAGUAUCCAGACUAUGUAGAUGCUUAUCUGAGGCUCGCUGCCCUUGCAAAAGCUCGAAAUAAUUUACAACUAAGCAUUGAACUGGUUAAUGAUGCACUGAAGGUGAAUAACAAGUCCCCAAAUGCAUUAUUAAUGCUUGGUGACUUGGAAUUAAAAAAUGAUGACUGGGUUAAGGCAAAAGAGACCUUUCGGGCUGCUAGUGAAGCAACUGAGGGAAAGGAUUCUUAUGCCACUCUUUCUCUGGGAAACUGGAAUUAUUUUGCGGCAAUUCGCAAUGAGAAAAGAAAUCCCAAGUUGGAAGCUACACAUCUCGAAAAAUCGAAAGAACUCUACACUAAAGUCCUGGCUCAACAUUCUGCUAAUUUAUAUGCUGCCAAUGGUGCUGGAGUGGUCUUUGCAGAGAAGGGUCACUUUGAUGUUUCUAAAGACAUUUUUACACAAGUUCAAGAAGCUGCCAGUGGGAACAUUUUUGUUCAGAUGCCUGAUGUAUGGAUAAAUUUGGCACAUGUUUAUUUUGCUCAAGGCAAUUUUCCCCUGGCUGUGAAAAUGUAUCAAAAUUGCUUGAGGAAGUUCUUUAACAACACGGACUCCCAGAUCCUACUGUAUAUUGCUCGUACACAGUAUGAAGCGGAGCAGUGGCAAGACUGCAAGAAAACUUUAAUGAGAGCCAUUCAUUUGGCACCUUCAAACUACACAUUGAGGUUUGAUGCAGGUGUUGUAAUGCAGAAGUUCUCAGCUUCAACCUUACAAAAGUCAAAGAAAUCUGUGGAUGAGGUCCGGUCAACAGUUGCCGAGCUCGAAAAUGCUGUUCGUUUAUUUAAACAACUGUCUGCUGCUUCCAGCCUUCACUUUCAUGGGUUUGAUGAGAAAAAGAUUGACACUCAUGUUGAGUAUUGCAGCCACUUGCUUGAGGCUGCAAGAGUUCAUUUAACAGCAGCUGAGCAUGAAGAGCAGAAGAUUCGACAGAAACAAGAACUUGCUCGUCAGAUGGCAAUUGCUGAGGAAGCCCGUCGUAAGGCUGAAGAACAGAGGAAGUUCCAGUUGGAGAGGAGAAUGCAAGAGGACGAACUAAAGCGAGUGAAACAACAGGAGGAGCAUUUUGAGCGCAUAAAGGAGCAAUGGAAAAGUAGUACAUCUGGUUCCAAGAGAAGGCCUUCAGAUAUAAUUGAUGAUGAGGGUGGGCAUAGUGAAAAGAGAAGGAGAAAAGGUGGAAAGAAGAGAAGGAAGGACAAGCACUCAAGGUCUCGUUAUGAGACGGAGGAAGCAGAAGCUGAGCAGAUGGACUAUCAGGAAGCACCAGAAAAUGAAGAUGCUGACACACACUACAGGGAAUCUGGUCAUAUGAAUGAGCAGGAUGACGAAGAGAAUGCUCAAAAUCCUCUUGAAGCAGUUGGCCUAGAAGAUUCUGAUGUUGAGGAUGAGGCUGCACCAGCUGGUCGACGGAGGCGAGCAUGGUCAGAAUCUGAUGAUGAUGAGGAGCAACAAGAGAGGCAGCCGGAGUCCAGUCCUAGGAGAGAAAAUUCUGCAGAUGUUCAGAGUGACGGAGAAGGUGAUAAGCCAAAUGGGGAUCUUGAUGAUGAGGAGUAAUGUCCAUCAUCUUGAAGUGUACUAGAUAAGUAGUAAAUAUGUGCAAUUUUGAACAAAUUUUAUA